Molecule: messenger RNA, 1659 nt
Organism: Spathaspora passalidarum NRRL Y-27907
Lineage: Eukaryota; Fungi; Ascomycota; Pichiomycetes; Serinales; Debaryomycetaceae
Gene: SLD1
Product: Sld1p
Exons: 1
Coding region: 1-1659 (552 amino acids)
Biological process (GO): lipid metabolic process
Cellular component (GO): membrane
Molecular function (GO): oxidoreductase activity, acting on paired donors, with oxidation of a pair of donors resulting in the reduction of molecular oxygen to two molecules of water
Source: RefSeq, a predicted model, not a curated record
AUGGGUACAACCGCAAGAAAACCUAAGAUCCUUGCCAGACAAGAGAUUAUCAACCAUAUUACAUCUGGGAAAGCCAUCGUCAUAUACAAGAACCAUGUCUUGAACUUGACCCAUUGGAUACACAAGCAUCCUGGUGGAGACAUGGCCGUGUAUCACUUAAUUGGCCGUGAUGCUACCGAUGAAAUGAAUGCGUAUCAUUGUGACGAGACGGUGAGCACAUUCCUCAAGUGGAAGAUCGGCGAAAUUGACUAUAAAUGGGAAAAUCUCUUGCCUCCUAUCCACGGAGGAGUGUACCAUAAGGUCAGUGUGGACAAAGUGGAUUCCGACACCGAGUUCAACAGUUCUAGUUCUACUCUUAAUGACGUCGAGGAGUUCAAUGGAAUUGGAAAACCCGAUGGGAAAGUUGUGCCUGUUGUGCCUCAGAAUGUACUUGUCACCAAGGAGAACACCGAUGAGUUAUUCCCUAUUGUGGACGUAGAAACCAUUGUUAAUCCCAAGACGCUCAUGGAUAAUUACGACAAUGGCUUGACUCGUGAGGAUUUAAACUCGUUACCGGCAUUGGACUACGAGACUCAGCAACAUUUACGCGAUGAGUAUAAUGCAUUGCAUGAUUUGGUUAUCAGGAAUGGGUUCUACCAGUGUAAUUAUUGGGACUAUGUUCGAGAAAUAAUGAAGAUUAGUUCGCUUAUGUUGUUUUCAUUUUCGUUCCUCAAGUUGAAUUACCUUUUCUUGAGUGCAUUUUGCAUGGGGUGUGCCUGGCACCAAGCUACUUUCAUAGCCCAUGAUGCCGGUCACGUUGCCAUUACCCAUAAUUAUCAAUUUGACAAUAUUUUCGGAAUUCUCAUUGCCGAUUGGUUUGGGGGGUUGAGUUUAACCUGGUGGAAGAGAAACCACAAUGUUCAUCAUUUGAUCCCAAAUGACCCCGUGCAUGACCCUGACAUUCAACAUUUACCAUUCUUUGCCGUGAGUGUCAGAUUAUUCGACUCGAUCUAUUCUACAUACUACAAGAAAUACUUGUGGUUUGACAAGUUUGCACAAGCAUUAAUUCCAAUUCAACACUUUAUGUAUUACCCUAUACUUUGUUUUGGAAGAUUCAACUUGUAUCGUCUUUCCUGGGCCCAUUUAAUCAACGGGGAUGGACCAAGACACGGUAAGGCUGCCUGGUUUAGAUAUUUCGAGUUGAUGGGAAUGUCGUUUUUCUUUUAUUGGUUCUUCUAUUUGCUUGUAUUUAAGAGCAUUGAUGGUGGAUGGAAUAGAUUUAACUACGUCAUGGUGAGUCAUAUCACCACCAUGUUGGUCCAUGUGCAAAUCACCCUUUCCCAUUUCGCCAUGUCUACCUCCGACCUUGGAGUCAGUGAGUCGUUUGUGUCGAGACAAGUGAGAACCACCAUGGAUGUGGAUUGUCCCGAAUGGUUUGACUUUGUCCAUGGAGGUUUACAAUUCCAAGCUAUCCACCAUUUAUUCCCACGACUCCCACGUCAUAAUUUCAGAAGAGUCCAGCCAUUGGUUAUUCUGUUUUGUAAGAAAGUGGGGUUAAAGUACUCCAUCUAUGGGUUCGGCGAGGGGAAUGGUAAGGUUAUUGGGAAAUUGGGUGAUGUUGCUAAACAAUGCAGUAUAUUGUUUGAUGCAAUCAAGAAGUACGAAGGAGACUUAGUUUAG